UUUUUUUAUGACGGUAGCAAUUCUAAUUCUUCAUCCGGGUGCUUUAAGGCCGCAUCAGCAUUAAAGGACCACACCUGCAAUGGAAAACUUGACCCUGUUCACCAACCAGUCGGAGUGUUACGUAGUCGACACAGCGUUAAGGAGGAGGCUGUUUCUGAUCUACUACCUGGUUGUUAUCAUCGUUGCCAUCCCAGCCAACGCCUUCUCUCUUUACAUUUCCUGGAUGCACAUUAGACAGAAGAACAAUCUUGGCGUCUAUCUCUUCAGCCUCGCCUUCAGUGACCUGACCUUCACGAUUGGUCUCUCCUUGUGGCUGGACUUCCUGUGGACGGGAUAUUGGACUCAUGGAGGUUAUGUCUGCUUGUUAUCAGUCUACUCCCUCUUCACCAACUUUUACACCAGUGAGGCUCUGCUCUGCUGCAUUGCUGUCAGCCGCUACCUGGCUGUUGUCCACCCAUUAAAGUACACGUUCUUGAGGAAAAUCAAUACUGCUGCAGCGGUCACUGCAUCCAUUUGGGUGUCGGUCAUCUGUUUCAAUGCAUGCACCAUAACCUGGGAGGACUCAUAUCAGGAAAGCAAUAUUUUUCCGUUGUGCUAUGAUGUCAUCCUGCCGCUAUCAGAGCACAUGGCUCGUGCUAAUGUAGCACGCUUUUUCCUGGGACUUGUUAUUCCAGUUCCUCUUGUCUUUUUGUCCACUUGGGGAACUUGCAUGGCUGUGAAAUCCAACCAGGCCACAAAUGAGGAGGAACGUUUAACAGUCUUAAAGCUACUGACAGUAAUUCUUCUUGGUCUUUUGUUCUGCUUCGGACCCAUCCAUGUCAUGAUGCUUGUGCGAACACAGUGUAACAACUGUGAGGGUUUGAAAUGGUUCCUCCAUGUCUACAAGAUCAGCACUGCAAUCUCAAGCUUCAACUGUCUAGUGGACCCACUGCUCUACUGCUUCAUCACAAAAACAGCAAAGGCUCAUUUCAAACAGGUUCUACUCUUCUUUCUAAGAAAACAAAAUACAUCAGAAGAAAGCACCCCAAGUGAAGUUCAAAACACCACAGAGUAAUAACCAAGAGUUUAGUCUAAAGUCAGACAUCUCACAACUUAUUUUUCCCACCUAGCUCUCAGAUUUGUUUGGGUGGCAUGUUGAUUGUUUGGAAAUUAUUUUAAAUGUAGGCAUUUAAAUGAACACAUUUAUCCGAGGCAACUUUCAUUUUUGUUGGUUGAAAAUAAAACUUGUCAUUUUUUAAAGCAUUAAUUUCAAGACAGUUUUUGUAUUUCACCAUCACUGAUCUCUCUCUCCUGACACUGAGUUAUAAAUGUGAAGAGCAAUUUCUGCUGCAAUCAGAGCAAACAGCACAAGGCCCUGCUAUCAGUCACCUAGAUUUAUGAUGGAAAAAUGGCAUUUCUUAUAGAUUUUUCAAUAGUUUCAUUUUCAUCAGAGGGUUUUACAGCCCAGAUUAUGAUGGUCUCUUCUUGUCCUGGAGUUCUUUAUUGUCUAAGAAUGUUCAAGAUGACCCAGAGUCAAUUUCAAGGUGAUUUAAGAUAUCAAAGACAGAAAAAGAGAAAAUGUCGGAUGGAAAAGGAAAAUUAUUUUACAAGUUAAUCUGAGAAGAUGUGAAUUAGGAAAUUAAAUAAUUCUAACUGCAAAACUAAAACAAAGAAAUGCAUCCCAUUAUGUCAUCUGGGGUUUUAUUUUGGGUUGUUUUUUAAAAGGGAGGUCUCAUUAAGGUAAAGUCUCCUUUUCUGUGGAUUUCUGGGGGGUGAGGUAAGAUUGAAUAGAUCCAGCUACCCAUAGGUAGGCAAUUAUCUCCUGUUUCCUGUGGCUUUCCAGGACCUUGUCAUUUACAGGCUUAUAAUAGAUGUUUGUGAUGCACUUGCACUUUAUCAUAGGGGUUGGGGGUGUUUUAACAUCCUAAACGUAUACACAGAUAAAAUAUGCAUGAGUAAAAUUUUAAAAUACCUGAUAUUUCUAGAAAUGAUGGAGGUUAUUUAACUGUUAGUUUUCUUGAUAAUCAUGAAAGAAUAAAGUAAGGCAGUGAGAGAAAAAUGCAUGUAUAUUUUAUGAGACAAAAAUGAUUUUGGACAAUAAAUAUUGAUGAAAUACGCAGAAAAGGUCCAAAUAGGCAGAGUCUUCCUGAACUUUUUCCCAGAAGAAAUAGUUUCAGUAUCACGUAAAAUCCUCCUAAUCCCUGCAGACCAAUGUCUCCUCACUAGAUGGAGGUGAUAAUGGUUCUUCCUACAUCACAUCAGACCAGUCAGGUCUAUCAUCAAAAAUCAAAUUCCCUUAGGGAUUCCUUCCUGACACAUCAAACAGACUACCAUGAAAACUUCCUCUGUUUGAUGCUGCAGUGAUAAAUGGAAGUAAAGUAAGACGAUCUAAUCCAGACCCUAACAGCUUCCUUUUGAGUGAUUUGGGAUUAUUGUGUUAAAAGUGUAGCGUCAUGAAUGUCCUAUUUUUGACCUAAAGGUCAUGAUCUGCUGCGUCUGCUUGAGUAGAGACUUAAAGUCUCUGACACAAGGCUAAUCUACAUGAGAUAGUGGCCAAGGUCUUUCAUGCACUCUGCUCCUCUAAACUGCUUCACCUCUGUUACAGCUCAAGAUGAAGACGAAGAACUCUCUUGAUAAAUACAUAAUCAGACAACGUUUGUUAUUGCCAAUAAUAAUGUGAACCCAAUGUUCAAUCAAUCUGUGUAAUGACAAUGUUAUUACUUGAUAUUAUAAUCCUAUGAUCAGUAGUAUUUUAUAAGUAAUUAUAAUCUUGGACAUUUGCACUAGACACUGAUGACACAGAGUAAUGCUAAAGUCACACGACACAUUUCCUUUUGUCUGAUCCAAUCAGAACCUUCGUUUCUGACGUGAGGCGUGGUUUUCUGUGGAGUUUGUAUAAACCCUCUUUUGCAUGUCAAAUUCUGAUUCACCAGUAAACCAAAAUAUGACAGUUAUAAAAACUAUUCCACGCCACAUUUUCUUUAGUUCAAAGCGUUCUAGAGGAGUCUCGGUCAGGCCAUCCAGACUUCCUCUUCAGCCAUGAAGAACCUCGACAAGCUGGAUAAAAUCUGUUGCAAGUUACACCUGACCACAACGGUUCCUUCAGAAUAAAAGCUGAACCUCACGACCCCUUCAGGGUCUCGCUGAUGCCAAUGAUAACCUGUCGUAACCUGGAAGCAUUCCAAGACUAGUUUGGUCGGCACCGCUGCUUUUCUACCCGCUUCGGUUCCAAGGAGUGUCCAAGAGGACCUUGACAUUCUGGAUCCAAACGGAGGCUUCCCCUGGGUAUGUAGAUCGACAGAUGGCGUCUCAUGUGUGUUAUAAAUCUCCUACUAUAGUUUAGAGCGAAACAUUCACUCCCACUCAGAACUAAAUGCUUCUCCGGAUCAGUUGGUUCUGAUAGCAACAUUCCACACAUACACCAUCAUUCAUCUCACGUCUCACUCCACCUUAGUUCCAUCAGUCCACAGAGUGUUUAAAGUUAGUCUUGUUUAAACUGUGUAGAAAUAAAUUUCUUAACUAUUAUAAACCUGACUCUCUUUCUUUCCUCGGAGUUAAUACGAAGUGUCAAGUAAUCCCUGCAAUAAAAAGUUCUGAUCUUCUGGUUAAAAUAUUCAAAGAUCCAUCAGAUUGAUAUUUCAUAUUUCUAUGGAAUCUCACAUUUUAUGGUUCAGAAGUAAGAUGUAAACUACCCAUCGUUACAAAAGAAUUUCAUAAACACAAACUAAAGUGCUGACACAGCAAGUCUGCAUCCCCUCAUCCUCUGCUAUUGGUGUUGAUUCAGUUCAAUCCGCUGUAUGAUCCAGACCAAACACCUUUCUCAUUUUGAAGCUCCUCCAUCAUCUGGGCUGCAUGGUGACGCAGUGGUUAGCACUGUUGCCUCGCAACACGAAGGUCGCAGGUUCGAAACUCGGCUGUGGCCUUUCUGCGUGGAGUUGCGUGUUCUCCCCAUGCAUGCGUGGGUUUCCUCCGGGUACUCCGGUUUCCCCCACACAACAUGCCCUAUAGGUUAAAAAAAAUUGUAAGUCGCUUUGGGUAAAAGCGUCUGCUAAGCACAUAAACAUAAACAUCUGAUCAUCUGUAAUCUAAAAGUGGACAUGUGGAGUAAAGACUGGACAGGCUUGCUAAUAGAAAUGGUUCA
Nothobranchius furzeri (turquoise killifish) is the source of this 4120-nucleotide messenger RNA. It is a transcript of the gene gpr65, whose product is annotated as G protein-coupled receptor 65. Gene Ontology annotation, molecular function: G protein-coupled receptor activity. Lineage: Eukaryota; Metazoa; Chordata; Actinopteri; Cyprinodontiformes; Nothobranchiidae. Gene Ontology annotation, cellular component: membrane. The record is from RefSeq and is a predicted model, not a curated record. Gene Ontology annotation, biological process: G protein-coupled receptor signaling pathway.